Phytophthora nicotianae INRA-310 is the source of this 544-nucleotide messenger RNA. RefSeq lists its product as hypothetical. Lineage: Eukaryota; Oomycota; Peronosporomycetes; Peronosporales; Peronosporaceae. The record is from RefSeq and is a predicted model, not a curated record. The transcript has 2 exons. The coding region runs from base 112 to 456 and encodes 114 amino acids.
GAGAUAGAAUCUCCACUGUUGUGUUUAAGUACACUUUUAUUGUGAAUCCCGGCUAUAUUGGACGCCAUGGCCUAUUGGGUAAUUCGGUAAACAAUCCAACGCCCAGUGUGAAUGGCUAAAACGCGAGACUGCAUUUACGAAUCUUCACCGACGAUGAGGAGGCUGCAGCGCGGAGUGCGGAGACCGCAGUGCGGUCUCACCAGCGCGGAAUCCUCAGUGCGGAACCAACCGUCGGUGAUCUUCAAGGUCAUAGUGACGAACGCUAAUUGGACACAGGGACACGCUCACCUCAAUGCUGUACUGCGCUGCCUGUACGCGUUUUGUCAGCUUGGAUUGUCUCGAAAGGAGCUUGCCCACGUGUUCAUCAUCGGCAACUGGAUUCGGGUCUUUGAGUCCACAGGAACUUUCGAGCGUGCUCAGACAAACGGGAGCAAAACGUUCACGGUCGAGCACUGAAAAUAGUUGUACGAGCUCUACGCAGAGCGCCCACUAGCCUAUUUAGACGAAGCCCAAGCUGCCUUCCAACGCACACACAAAAUUUCAA